Molecule: messenger RNA, 792 nt
Organism: Dermacentor albipictus
Lineage: Eukaryota; Metazoa; Arthropoda; Arachnida; Ixodida; Ixodidae
Source: RefSeq, a predicted model, not a curated record
AUGGGCAUCACCCAUGACGUGCUUCAAAGAAGCGAAAGUAGGGUAGACCCUACAGGCGAAGUGGGGGGCAGGGAGCCAAAGCAAGCCGUCGUCAGCUCGCCGCCGGUGAAACGGCGUAGUUAUAGUGAAGCUGCACAACGCGCCCCGAGUGAGGCGACGCUGCAGUCACAGGGGCGCCAGCGGGCACAAAGGGAGGGGCAGCAGGCACAGGCUGCAGUCGAACGGUUUGCAGGUAGAAGGGUCCUGGUGAUAGGGGACUCCAAUGUGGGGAGGGCCGAACAGGGCGUGAUGGCGAGAGUGAAGGCGGACGGGCGAGUACAGGUUGAGGUGCAAGCGGGCAAGGGUAUGGCGGAAGCAAUGACCAAGGCGCGGGAAGUAGUUGGGGUCAGCACGGAGAGCGACAGCUUGGUCAUUAUGCAUUCUGGGCUCAAUGACGUGCUUAAGGGGAGAAGCCAGGACCUUGAGAGGCACAUUGAGACUGGGCUGAGUAUGCUUAGAGAGGCCUCCGGGAGGGUGCAUGUGACCAUAUGCACUAUCCCAGAGGUCCAGGGCCAGGCUUACCAGGUAGAAAGGAGGGUGGUUGAGGCCAAUCGGGUCAUUAGGAGCCUGAGCGGACGACUCGGGUACAGCGUGAUGGAGGUAAACAGGGACGUGUACGGAACCGGCUUCCGGCCUUUUGUGCAGGAUGGUAUUCACUACAGUGGUGCCACUGGCAAACGGAUAGGGGGCAGGAUGGGUCGCCAGGCAACAGCUUUUUUAGGGGGACCCACAGCCCUGAAGGAAGCAGUGUAG